AUGUCAGACCUCGAGAACAACGGAAAUGACUUCGGGCUAUCUGGGAGCCGCGAAGACGCUCUGCAGAGGGUGAGGACGGCGGGCACGCUUUCCAUCUCGCCGGAGCUGUUCGAGAAACUGUACCUCACGCCUCAGACCCCGAGUAAGGCCAGUCUGCGCGGUGUGAUUGGCAACCCGUCCGCACUCGGACUGCUCGGUUUCUCAAUCUCGCUAGGCCCGUUGUGUUGCCAGUUGAUGGAGUGGAGAGGCGUCGCCGGCACGAGUGCGUCGCAGGUUGGCGUUUGGUACGGCAUGGGCGGCGUGCUCAUGAUUAUCGCCUGCAUCCUCGAGUUUAUCAUCGGCAACACAUUUACGGGCGUUUCCUUCGGCACCUACGGUGGUUUUUGGAUUGCCCAGGCAAUCACCCUGACCCCGAUGUAUAACGCGGCCGAGGCCUACCAGCCGGAAGACCCCGCGAACCCCGGAUUCCACGCCUCGUUCGCGUUUGCGCUGGUCUUCAUGGGCGUGCCGACGUUUAUCUUCAUGAUCUGCUCGCUACGCACGAACGUCAUGUACGUGACUCUGUUCGCAACCAUCUUGACCGGGUUCUGCCUGCUCGCUGGUUCAUAUUGGCAGCUCGCCCAGCGGAACAUGGAGCUGGCCCAUGGUCUCCAGAUUACCGCCGGAGCCGUCUUCUUCGUCACCGACCUGCUGGGUUGGUAUAUUUUUACCUUCCUCAUGCUGGCUUCUGUGGAAUUCCCCAUCCAGCUUCCCAUGGGCGAUAUCAGCCACCUUAUUCCGCCUCGUAGGGUGCAGGGCAAGGAGGAGUGA
This is a messenger RNA of Aspergillus glaucus CBS 516.65, 810 nucleotides long. RefSeq lists its product as uncharacterized. The transcript has 6 exons. NCBI's taxonomy places the organism in Eukaryota, Fungi, Ascomycota, Eurotiomycetes, Eurotiales, Aspergillaceae. The record is from RefSeq and is a predicted model, not a curated record. Gene Ontology annotation, molecular function: acetate transmembrane transporter activity. Gene Ontology annotation, cellular component: plasma membrane. Bases 1 to 810 code for a protein of 269 amino acids.